GGACAAAACAUCAGAGAUAAUCUGAUGUCGAGGGUGGCAGUGAUGUGGGGAACCUGGGAAGACUAUUCUGUCCAAUAGUAGAACCCAGUACAAACCCAGUCCGGCACCAGGAGGGCGUGAGCCUUAUCUCCUCAAGUCUCUACCCCUGGCAGCGACUGUGACUGAAGCUUCAUGGCCCUGUCAGCUUCUGAAAACCUCCCUCCUCUUUAGCCCCUUCUACCCAGCAACAGCUAGGUCAGCUCUCCGACUUCUCUGAUUGGCUGACCCAGCCCUUAUUUUUUGAAUCCGUGUAGUCAGGAUAGGAAGCCCCGUUUCAGGGUUUCACCUGUCCACAUUCUGCCUCGGUUCAUCACUGUCCUGUGAUCACAGUCUUCAGCUGUAGAUCCCCAACCUGAGCUCUGAGGAGAGAAUGUUCCAGACGAAAGCCGAGGUCCUGAGAGCCUCCUUCCUGGCUUUCCUGCUGAGUCUCCCAGGAUCUGGGGCCAUCAAAGCGGACCACGUAGCCAUGUAUGACAUCUUUGCACAGACGCAGAAGCCGUCGGGCGACUGCAUGUAUGAGUUUGACGGCGAUGAGCAGUUCUAUGUGGAUCUUGACAGGGAGGAGACGGUCUGGGGCCUGCAGGAGUUCAGCACGGUCUACGCCUUUGACGCCCAGGAGGCUCUGCCCUACAUCGUCAGCCUGAAGAACAAUCUCAGAGCCUUGAUCCAGAGACACAACGUCACCCAGGUCCCCAGUGAGCCUCCUGAGGUGGCAGUGUUCCCCAAGAACCCAGUGGAGCUGGGCCAGCCCAACGUCCUCAUCUGCCACAUCGACAGGUUCUUCCCCCCAGUGCUCAACGUCACAUGGCUUCGUAACGGGCAGCUGGUCACUGAAGGGACUUCUGAGACAGUCUUUCUGCCCAGCACAGAACUCAGAUUCCACAAGUUCCACUACCUGACCUUCGUUCCCACCGCCGAGGACGUGUAUGACUGCAAGGUGGAGCACUGGGGCCUGGGCGAGCCGAGGCUCAGCCACUGGGAAGUGCAGGAGUCGGUCCAGGUGACGGAGACGAUGGAGACUGCAGUCUGUGCUCUGGGCCUGGUGGUGGGGCUGGUGGGCAUCACCAUUGGCAGCGUGCUCAUCGUAAGGGCUCUACUCCAGCCAUGACCCCUGGACCCAGGGACCCCUGGGAGUAACUGUGGAGGUGGGGAUGCUAGGGUGCAGUCAGAGGACAGAAGAGGGAGUCCACACCGGCUGUCCAGGCAGGAGGGAACACAGAUGAAGUGGACACAGAUCUCUCCGGGGUUAGCGGGCAGAGCUAUGUGAGACGACCCGGAGAACCCAAGGCUGGGACACUACCCUGAGCAUCUGACUUACAGCCCAAUGUUAUCCCUCCUCUACGUGAUGGUACUAACGUCACUGGGGUUUGACGCUGGAGAGAUGCUUACAGCGUUGAUGUGCACAAGCAUUAACCACCUUCACCAAGGCCACACAGACUGCCUGGAUCCCAAACAGCUUCACCACUGUCCUCUGCUCCCUCUUAGGAAGAAAGAGACCGAGUUCAACCACAGUCUAGUCUUGGAUCCAGUCUGUCCUGCGCAUGCGCACAUUUAUAGGAUGCUGGGAUCGGGGCUGAUACACAGCUUCUCAUCUCUCCUUGGACCCACUGAUGGCAAAGCUCACAUAAAUUCCCUUAUGGCCUUGCAUUUAUCAAAAUCCUUAUAUUUCACAUACUUAUGUUUUUAAAUUCUCCCACUGGAUGGUGAUCUCUCCAUGAUGAUGGCGCCUCUCACUCACCUUCACUGUUACUGUUAUCCACUGUAACCUUGUUGUUGUUAUUGUUACUAUAACCUCAGGGCCAAGGUUAAAUCGCCAGUCCACUGUCAGGGCACCCUCUUCUGACUCCUCUGUUUGCUCCUCUGUUCCCUUACUCCCGGGACUAACCUCUUCCCCGACACCAUAUGUAAACGCACUCAUGUAUUCAGUGAGUUUCCAUUACAUACGGUUACUGCGUGCAAUGUGCGUAAGUAUUCACUGUCCCUGCAGCUUUGGUGAGCUCAGAAGGUUCCCACUCCAUGUCUGAUUUGAACCUUUAGUCCGUUGCUUUCAAUUGUUCAGUGUGGUCCUACUCUAGCCGUCCGUCUCUACGCCCUCUGGGAUACCCGGGCUGUGUCCCAUUACCUUUCACAAUUCUCACAUGGACGUGCAUCUCUGGGAUGCAUGGACCCCAGGAAGCAGGUGCAGGGAGCUGGGCACGCAGCCCCUUCCCUUGACUGUGUGCUGCCCAUCCAUCGCCACAGCAGUGUUGACCUCAGUUCCCAGUCUCCUGCAGCGUCCACAGCCACGUCCACCCCGGCCCUGUCCAGUCUCCUGCAGCGUCCACAGCCAUGUCCACCCCGGCCCUGUCCAAUCUCCUUUAGUGUCCACAGCCACGUCCACCCCGGCCCUGUCCAGUCUCCUUCAGUGUCCACAGCCACGUCCACCCCGGCCCUGUCCAGUCUCCUGCAGCAUCCACAGCCACGUCCACCCAAGUCCUGUCCCUUCUC
Peromyscus maniculatus bairdii (prairie deer mouse) is the source of this 2526-nucleotide messenger RNA. RefSeq names its product HLA class II histocompatibility antigen, DP alpha 1 chain. Gene Ontology annotation, biological process: antigen processing and presentation; immune response. Gene Ontology annotation, cellular component: MHC class II protein complex; membrane. Lineage: Eukaryota; Metazoa; Chordata; Mammalia; Rodentia; Cricetidae. The record is from RefSeq and is a predicted model, not a curated record.